Messenger RNA from Exophiala mesophila, 860 nucleotides. RefSeq names its product 60S ribosomal protein L44, variant. The coding region runs from base 99 to 419 and encodes 106 amino acids. Gene Ontology annotation, cellular component: ribosome; cytosolic large ribosomal subunit. The transcript is spliced from 4 exons. Gene Ontology annotation, biological process: translation. Gene Ontology annotation, molecular function: structural constituent of ribosome. NCBI's taxonomy places the organism in Eukaryota, Fungi, Ascomycota, Eurotiomycetes, Chaetothyriales, Herpotrichiellaceae. The record is from RefSeq and is a predicted model, not a curated record.
GGGACUUUGGUGGUCAACUUCUUCCAACGGCACUGAUUGAACUCGCUCGAUUGCUACACCACCCAUUCCACGGAACGCCAGCCAGGAAAUCAGUCAAAAUGGUCAACGUUCCCAAGACACGUCGCACAUACUGCAAGGGUAAAACCUGCAAAAAGCACACUCAACACAAAGUCACCCAGUACAAGGCCGGCAAAGCUUCGCUGUUCGCUCAAGGAAAGCGUCGAUACGACCGCAAACAAUCCGGUUAUGGUGGUCAGACCAAGCCCGUCUUCCACAAGAAGGCCAAGACAACCAAGAAGGUCGUGUUGAGAUUGGAAUGCACACAAUGCAAGACCAAGGCACAGCUUUCAUUGAAGCGUUGCAAGCACUUUGAGUUGGGUGGUGACAAGAAGACAAAGGGUGCUGCUCUUGUUUUCUAAGCGUGACAUUACAAUACAUGAUCUCAGGAGCGGUGAUGGGAGAUGGGAGAUGGGAGAUGAAAAUGGAAGAUGGGAGAUGAUGCGCGAGGUGUUUGUUCUACGACCAACCUAACCCACCCACCGACCUACCAAUCAAGCAGCCAACCAAUUUCGACCGUUCUUAUGUCAUGAUGGGAGAAGAGCAGAGCAUUGUAUGUUCGGUGGGAUCUGCGACAUAGAGAGGGUCGAGAGGGGUUUUCUUUUCCAUUGUUGAAAGAACGUCUCGACCAUGGAAAUGCGCAUAUCUUGCUUGCCCCCCAACAGACAUGUAGCACUUCGUGGAGAGCCGUGUGUCAUGACAUAGUGGCACAAAGCUACUUUAAGUCAUGCAUGGGCAUCAGGAAGGCUAGAAUCGCCUACGCAACUAUCACGCUAAAUGUUAACCAUGUUUUGUCUCUGAAA